Nestor notabilis (Kea) is the source of this 1188-nucleotide messenger RNA. RefSeq names its product lipase member M-like. Gene Ontology annotation, molecular function: hydrolase activity, acting on ester bonds. The record is from RefSeq and is a predicted model, not a curated record. Lineage: Eukaryota; Metazoa; Chordata; Aves; Psittaciformes; Psittacidae.
AUGUGGUGCCUCCUCAUGAUGCUCUGCUCUCAAGGAAUUGGAUUCACAACACCCUCCGCUCUGAACUCAGACAAAAGCCAGUUCAGGAAGCCUCGUAACCCUGAAUCCUUUAUGAAUGUUAGUGAAAUUAUCAGAUAUCAUGGAUACCCCAGUGAGGAAUAUGAAGUUACCACAGAGGAUGGGUAAAUUCUUGGUGUAAAUGCUGGGAGGAACAGCCAAAGUACAGGGAAAAAGCCCGCAAUCUUGCUACACCAUGGUACUUUAGGAGAUUCUAUUCACUGGAUUUCUAACCUGCCCAACAACAGCUUGGGCUUCAUCCUCGCAGAUGCUGGCUAUGACGUCUGGUUGGGAAACAGCCGAGGGAACACCUGGUCUUUAAAACACAAGACCCUUAAGCCCUGCCAGAAAGAGUUUUGGCAGUUCAGCUUUGAUGAGAUAGGUAAAUAUGAUGUUCGAGGAGAGCUGUACUUCAUCAUGAAUAAAACUGGACAGAAGGAUGUAUAUUUUGUUGGUCACUCAGAGGCUGCAACUGCAGGCUUUGUAGCAUUUUCUACUUAUCCUGAGUUGGCUCAAAGGGUUAAAGUGUUCUUCGCUUUGGGACCAGUAGUCACAACUACAUAUGGUACCAGCCCUCUGGUAACACUUACACGUCUCCCCCAGUUACUGAUCAGGUUACUGAUUGGCUUCAAAGGAAUUCUUCACCAGAAUGAGCUGCUGAAACGGCCUCUAGUACGGAUCUGUGAAUCUCUGGGAAAACUUUGUGGCAGUGCCUUAGGCUACAUAGCUGGGGACAAGGUACAGAAUGUGAACACGAGUCGAGUAGAUGUAUAUGUAGGACAUUACCCUGCUGGAACAUCAACACAGAACGUUAUUCACUGGCAUCAGGUAAUACGUGCAGACCAAUUGCAAGCUUAUGACUAUGGCUCUAAGGAAAACAUGAAGAGAUACAACCAGGUUACUCCUCCUGUGUACAAGAUAGAGGAAAUAAGCAUGCCAAUUGCUGUCUGGAGCGGUGGACGGGACAAAUUUGCAGAUCCAAAAGACACGGCAAAGCUGCUCCCUCGGAUUAAAAAUCUCAUUUAUCAUGAGCAUUUUCCUUCUUGGGGUCAUCUUAGUUUCAUCUGGGGUCUUGAUGCACCUCAGAAAAUGUAUCAGAAAAUCAUUGAACUGCUAGCAAAACAUCCUUAA